This is a messenger RNA of Leptosomus discolor (cuckoo roller), 753 nucleotides long. The record is from RefSeq and is a predicted model, not a curated record. NCBI's taxonomy places the organism in Eukaryota, Metazoa, Chordata, Aves, Leptosomiformes, Leptosomidae.
AUGCGCAAGCAGUGCGGGCAGCGUGUCUAUCCGCUGGAUGGCCGAUCUUUGUGGCGAGUAAGGCCAAAAAAAGAGGUGGCAGAGUUAAAUGUAAGGGACUCCGAUGUAAGAGUGUGUGAUGAAUCGUCGUGUAAAUACGGAGGAGUGUGCAAGGAAGAGGGCGAUGGCUUGAAAUGUGCGUGUCAGUUCCAGUGUCACACAAACUAUAUUCCUGUUUGUGGAUCAAACGGAGACACUUACCAAAACGAAUGCUUCCUCAGGAGAGCUUCUUGCAAGCAUCAGAAAGAGAUAACAGUGGUGUCAAGAGGACCUUGUUAUUCUGAUAAUGGCUCUGGGUCAGGAGAAGGAGAGUAUGAAGGAUCUGGGACAGAAGUUCAGAGAAAGCACUCAAAAUGUGGAGUUUGCAAAUAUAGGGCUGAGUGUGAUGAAGAUGCAGAAAAUGUUGGGUGUGUGUGUAAUAUAGACUGCAGUGGAUACAGCUUUAAUCCUGUAUGUGCUUCUGAUGGAAGUUCCUAUAACAAUCCAUGCUUUGUUAGAGAAGCAUCAUGUCUGAGGCAAGAGCAGAUCGACAUCAGGCAUCUUGGACACUGCUCAGAAACAGAUGACACAAACGCAGUUGGAAAGAAAGACGAUGGCAUGCAGUAUCGGCCAGAGGUGAAAGGUACUGUGCUGACGUUGUGCUGUUUGGGUAUGGUUUCGCGAGAUGAGAAAAUGGAGCGCGCAGGUCCCUUCUUGUCUGCCUCGCAGGUUUGA